AUGAAUCAUUUUUGUGAAAAUGAUGAUGAUAUUUGUCAAAAAAAUAGUUAUCAUCCAAAAUCUAUAUUGAUUACAGGUGGUGCUGGUUUUAUAGGAUCACAUCUCACUGUAUAUCUAUCGAAACACUACAAAACAUAUAGGUUAAUAGUUUUAGAUAAAUUAGAUUAUUGUUCAAAUUUAUUAAAUCUAUCAAGUGUAGAACAUGAUAAUUAUAGAUUUUGUAAAGGAAAUAUAUUGGAUAGUGUUUUGCUUGAUAGAUUGUUUACAGAGGAAUCAAAUAUAGAUACUGUUAUUCAUUUUGCAGCUAGUACACAUGUUGAUAAUUCAUUUGAAUCGUCGAUCAAUUUCACAGAGAAUAAUAUAUUGGGAACACAUUAUCUUUUGGAGUGUUCACGACGACAUAGAGUGCAGCGAUUCAUAUAUAUUAGCACCGAUGAAGUUGGUAUCGUCGGUGAGAUCUACAACAUCGGUACUGACUUUGAGAUUUCCAAUAUUCAAGUUGCUCAAACACUCAUUGAUAUUCUAUAUCCAGAUGAUAAAAACAACAACAACGGUGGUGAUCAUGUUUCUAAAUCAAACAUGUUAGAAUAUGUUCAAGAUCGUCCGUUCAACGAUCAACGAUAUCAUUUAAACAGUUCAAAACUAGCGGAAUUAGGUUGGACUCAACAAGUUGAUUGGUAUCAUGGAUUACGUCAAACUCUAGAUUGGUAUUUAAAUAAUAGAAAUUAUUGGAACAACAACAACAAUAACAGCAACAACAACAAUAAUAGUAUACAAACUAUUGAAGUAGACUCAAAUAAUAUAGAUAAAUUAAAAUUAAAUAAUUCAAUAUGUAAAUUAAGUAUAAGUGCAUCUGCAUCCUCUCCAAAUCAUUAA
This is a messenger RNA of Heterostelium album PN500, 876 nucleotides long. It is a transcript of the gene tgds, whose product is annotated as putative dTDP-D-glucose 4,6-dehydratase. The record is from RefSeq and is a predicted model, not a curated record. Lineage: Eukaryota; Evosea; Eumycetozoa; Acytosteliales; Acytosteliaceae. The transcript is spliced from 4 exons. The coding region runs from base 1 to 876 and encodes 291 amino acids.